CGGUAAACCAUCCGUUAUAAGUCACUACUCAUAACAAAAAAAAAGAAAAGGAAAAGCUAAGUAUAUCCAUUAGUUGCUCGUUAUUAUUUCGUUCAUUAUUAUUAUCAUCCGCCAUGAAAGGCUUAAGCAAGAUCGGCACUGGGUUGAUUGUCGUGUUUGCCGUCGCUUUAGUGGCUAUACUUGCUGAGCUCACUUAUGCUCUGUGGAGACGGCGGAGAUUCCGUCGACGGGCCCUUGACAGUGGGAAUAUAGACGUGUUGAGUGGCAACCAGCUUCACUCUACGCCGCUGUCGAAGGAGCUACUCUACUUCUUCUGCUGGAAAAACCAGUCCCGGAUUGAACCUGCCGGUGCUCCUUCUCCUGCCCUUCCCGUAUCUUCCCCGGCGACCCAGUCUCGCCAACCGGAGAGUGAGGAGGACCUCGACGCCAAAUGGAAGCAAGCCGUGCUUUACGGACACGCCAGGUUCCUGUUCACGAUUAAGGAGGAAGAGGAGAGAGAGCUACAUGGAGGUGAUACACCUAACCACCCAUCCGCAGGGGCUGAUCGUCAAAGGACCAAAAGGGUCUCUCUGGAGGAAUGUUUCGCCGGAGAUGGUGUCGAGAGCGACGGAGUUUUGACGGCAGAUAAUCAAGAGAUCGAGGCAGUGGCGAUCGACGUUAAUGAUGAUGAGAAAAUGGUUUUCAAUCUAACCCCGUUCUCCACGCCCUGCGCUUCCCCUCCGUACUACACUCCCUCGCCUUCUCCUGGCCGUGAUGCGACCCUUCCGCUCUCGCCGGAAAAUGACGUAAAUUCACUUGAGACGGCUGGAAGCAUGGAGACAGCCGAAGAGUUUGCUUUUUGUUUGAAACCCGAAGGUCCUUGAAACCAUUGGCCGGAAAAAAAUCGGAGUGCGGAGACAUCAGUCGUCUCUUUGAUGCGUAGUUUGUCAAUUAAUGUUUAUAAUUAAUUAUGUUUUUUUGCUUUGACUAA
Molecule: messenger RNA, 970 nt
Organism: Carica papaya (papaya)
Lineage: Eukaryota; Viridiplantae; Streptophyta; Magnoliopsida; Brassicales; Caricaceae
Source: RefSeq, a predicted model, not a curated record